Molecule: messenger RNA, 693 nt
Organism: Micromonas pusilla CCMP1545
Lineage: Eukaryota; Viridiplantae; Chlorophyta; Mamiellophyceae; Mamiellales; Mamiellaceae
Exons: 1
Coding region: 1-693 (230 amino acids)
Source: RefSeq, a predicted model, not a curated record
AUGUCGGGAAAAACGGGAGCGCGCGCGCACCUCUUGAACCCGGACGGGGAGUUGAAGCACAUCGGCGCGGGCGAGCGCUGCGGGAACGACGACAGCGCCGCGGCUUGCGCGUCCGAGACCCCCUGCGCGAGGAGCGCGCGCGAGGGCGUGAUGGGAGAUAGCGCGUUCGCGAAGAGCAGGAACGGGGACGACAGAAGCGACGCCUGCGAACGUAGUGAAGACGGGAACGAGGACGUUAAGGUUAGAAAACACACGCGAGAUGACGUUCCGGCGACGUCGACGGCGAUCAGCGCGGAAUUGCGCGCGCGACGCGCGCGCGCCGGCGACGAUCUCGCAGGCAGCACGCGGGGAAAAACAACGUGGCGGGAGAAUAUCUGCGCGCGCGCGCACCAUGUUGUCCGUGCUCCCGUUGGUCGUCAGCGGCCUUUCCGGGGUAAACAUCCCCGCGGACAUCUUAUUGUUAUCGCUCAUGACGCCCGGACGCGCGUUUCGUGCGCGAUCGAUCGCUCAAUCGCACGCGCGCGGAGGGUUUCCGAGAGGACACGCGCGAGUCAAUCUCGAUUCGUCGCAACGCGGAAAAAAAGCGCGAAGACCUUUCGCGGGACUGACGACCCGAGAACGCGCGCGCGCGACGAGAAUAAAGAACGAACGCGAGGCGGUCGUUCGAGAACACGCUUCGACGCGUCUCCGUAG